CUCGAAAAUGGGACAAAUUGUUUGGGCUUGCCUACUUAUAGUAACAGUCGUCAAUGUUCACGGCUACAGGAAAUAUGGACGUAACUGCAGAGAUAUAUCAUGCGCUCCGGGUCAGAAAUGCAACAUAACCAAAAAACCUUGUACAGAAUCAAAUCAACUGGGGGAUCAAUGUGGGGAGUAUCCUACAUGUCAAAUAACGGAAAAAAACUCAUUGGUUUCAGGGGAUUUCUUGAAACGUCGGAAGCGUCAAGCUAAUCAGCAAGGAUAUGGAAUGGGUGGAAGUGGAAAGGGCAGAGGGCAGAAUGGAAACGGAAUGCGGGAAAAUGUUAUGGGAGCAAUGGGUGGACAGAAUGGAAACGGAAUGGGAAGUCAGAACGGAUAUGGAAUGAGAGGAAACGGUAUGGGAGGAAUGGGCGGACAGAAUGGAAACGGGAUGGGAGGAAAUGGAAUCGGACCAAUGGUAAUGGGAGGUCAAGGUGGAAAUGGAAUCGGAAUGUAUGGUAAUGGUAUGGGAAUGGGUGGCUGGAACGGGAUGGGUGGCAACGGUAUGGGGCCAGGCGGAAUAGGCGGUAAUGGAAUGCGUUAUGGUGGUAUGGGUGGCAAUGUAAUGGGUGGCAGGGGAAACGGGAACGGUGGAGUGGGCGGUAGUGGAAUGGGAGGUCAGGGUGGAUACAACGGAAUGGGCAGACCAAAUGAAAUGGGCCGUCCAAAUGGAAUGGGUAGACAACCUGGCGGUCCAAAUGGAAUGGACGGACCACCUGGCAGUCCAAAUGUGAUGGGUCCUGGAAACUGGCAAGGAAAUAGUAACGGUGCCAACGGAUAUAAUGGUAAUGGUAAUAAUCGCUACUGGGUUGGUAACUCUAAUCAAAGCUACAGUACAACUGCCGCUACAACAUCGAAUGGCUGGUUAUCUUAAAAGACGGACA
This is a messenger RNA of Drosophila gunungcola (fruit fly), 926 nucleotides long. RefSeq lists its product as uncharacterized. The record is from RefSeq and is a predicted model, not a curated record. NCBI's taxonomy places the organism in Eukaryota, Metazoa, Arthropoda, Insecta, Diptera, Drosophilidae.